Scomber scombrus (Atlantic mackerel) is the source of this 2249-nucleotide messenger RNA. RefSeq names its product N-terminal asparagine amidase (gene ntan1). Gene Ontology annotation, biological process: ubiquitin-dependent protein catabolic process. The record is from RefSeq and is a predicted model, not a curated record. The transcript has 10 exons. Gene Ontology annotation, cellular component: nucleus. NCBI's taxonomy places the organism in Eukaryota, Metazoa, Chordata, Actinopteri, Scombriformes, Scombridae. Gene Ontology annotation, molecular function: protein-N-terminal asparagine amidohydrolase activity. The coding region runs from base 148 to 1071 and encodes 307 amino acids.
CAACCUUCCAGGAAGUGCAAGCUGUACCAGUAAAGCGAUAUGUGCAGCCUGGAAUAAAUAUAAAAAAAGAUAUAAAAAUAUGAAAUUACUGGUCUUUAUGUUAGUAUGGUAAACUGUUGAGUUAUAAAGUGGAUCUCGAGCAGGGAAAUGCCUUUGUUUGUUCAAAAAAGAGGAGUUGACUGCUUAAACUCGUCAGCGGAACUCUUCGACAGAUACCCACAUUUGCAGGAAAAUGCACGAGCAUUUCGUUCCAAGCCAUUCGUUGACGUUGACCCAAAGUGCCUCCUGUACGUCCAACAAAGAGAAUUUGCUGCAACAACGCCAGCAGACAAUUGUGUUUCAGUCAUUGGAUCUGAUGAUGCCACCACCUGCCAUUUGGUCGUGCUGCGACACACCGGUAGUGGAGCUGUUUGCAUUGCUCACUGUGAUGGCUCCAGCACCUGGUCUGAAGUCCCGCUCCUUGUGAAAACUGUCACAUCAUUGAGUAACGUCAGUAAGGAGGGCAGACUUGAGCUCCAUCUUGUCGGGGGAUUUAACGAUGAGUCGAAGACAUCUCAUAAACUCAGCCUUAGCAUAUUGGCAGCCUUCCAGAAACAGAAAGAAGAUAUUCAUCUGGAAACAUGUUGCAUCACAGAAAUGAAUGACGUUGUUGUCGAGGGAACUAACAGACCCGUAAUAUAUGGGAUAGGUGUAAAUGUUAAAACAGGAGAAGUGUUCCCUGCCUCAUUUCCUCAGAAAGGACCUGCAGAGGAGCUGCGUUCAGCACGGACCUUCACUGGGGGACAGAUGGCUGAAAUAUACGACUCAAGCCGAGGACUUGUUAAAAUCGGCCCUUGCAAGUGGUCUCCAAACCUGGAUAUUGCCUUCUGGUUGGCACAAGAUGAUGAUACAAUCUUAAAGUACCUGUCCACCUCUCCAAUGGCUGAACCGCCCCACUUUGUCCAGCACAUGAAGUCCACCAUCCAGUUCCUUUUACAUCACCCCAACUCUGACAGUCUGUUCCCCGGGGGUCAGCCACAGCUCUACCACAGGACUGAGCGGGGGGACUGGGAGAGGGUUGUGCAGUCGUAGAGCCCCGGUCCCUCCUUCCAAUAAUUCUUAACAAGGAACCUGACUGUUUUUGCCUCUCAGCUUAAUGGAUACACUGUGACCCAUCCGCCCGCUGUCUGUUUUAUGUUCAUUGUGUCUUAACGUGGGGGUUUACCCCUGACUGGAUCUUACGUGUGAUGAAUGGCUCUCCUUACUCAUCUGGCUGGCCCAGUAGAGAGAGUAAAUGAAGUACAAGUGAUUCUGCUCAUGCCUGUUACAGUUUCUACAGUGGUAUAAAGUCUGCACCUUACACCACAUCCUGUGUUGCAGCAAGUCAAAGCUUCAGUGUUUUGAUUGACUGGGCAAAUUAUUAACAUUGUUGUCUUAUGUCCAGUUAAAAGACUGUACUUAUUAUUUUGUACAUUUUUAGCCCAUUAACUACAACUGCUGGUCUUUUUCCACAGUUUUUAUAUUGAUUUCCUACUUUACAUGCUGCCAUUGUUCUCUUUAUACCUGUACAGAUUGAAAAUCAACUUGCAAAAUUCAAAUUUCAUUUAAUUCCCAUUAUAUUUUUUUCAGCCACGUACUAUCUGUUGCUGUUUUGCCAGAAAAUCAAACCUUAUCUAUCUCAAGCAAAUUUCAUCCUAUGAAAAGAUCUUACAAACAAUACAUUUUUUGGGUAUGAAAUGAAAGAUCUUUCUAAAUAUAUGCACAAUAUGUAGUUAAUGGGCUAAAACAUUUAAAACCAUCUGUAUGGCCCUUUUUAAAUGUAGAGUUUGGCCUAAUGAAAAUACCAUAAGGAAUAAAUGUGUUUUGACACUUUGUUCAACACAUUGAAGAGAAUACAAAGUACUCGACUCUGCUCUGCUGAGACACUGAGCAAACAAAAGCACCUUCCUGAUGAGUGGAAUAUGAAGCUUCAUCACAUGCUCUAGAUACUGCUGUAUACUCGGCUAUGAAUGUGUGUUUAUCUGCAUGUUUAAAUGUGUACAGUGCUCUUCUGCAAGGAUGGGUUCUUGACAAAUGCAACAACAUAUGAUGUUAUUAGUUUCGUCUUUCUUUUUUUUUCUUUUUCAAACCGUUAAAAAAUUAGAUUUCUGAGCAACAUCUAAUACGGGAUAAGGCCUUUUAAUCAGUUGUGUUAAGGUUGCAAGGUGCUUAAAGCAUUCAGUGCAACUUGUUGCAACUUGUGAACAAACUGUACCUGAUGUGAAAUAAAU